AUGUUUAGCAAAUACGGAAAAACAAUGCCAGAUAAACUAACAUUUAAAGAACUAUGGAGCAUGACCGAAGGAAAUCGUGUUACAUCUGACAUAUUUGGAUGGAUAGCGAGUAAGUUAGAGUGGGGGAUUACAUACUUUCUUGCUAAAGAUGAUGAAGGAUACCUGUCAAAAGAGAGCAUGAGAGGUAUCUUCGAUGGCAGUUUAUUCGAAAAACUUUCUAAAAAUAACGCAAGCAAUGGGAAAAAGAUACGUUGA
Lactuca virosa is the source of this 255-nucleotide messenger RNA. The record is from the annotation of a GenBank genome assembly. Lineage: Eukaryota; Viridiplantae; Streptophyta; Magnoliopsida; Asterales; Asteraceae.